AUGGUGGAGUGGCCAAGCGGAAACUCGCGGAGGGGUAAUAGCAGGGGAAAUACUGGCAGAGGAAGUAGCAGCAGAGGAGGUAGCAGCAGAGGAAACAGCCGGGGAGGCAGAGGUAAAGGGAACUCAGGGAGAGGCAAUGAAGCAUCCGAUAUUUGCUUCGAUUAUCAGAGAACAGGAGAGUGUCGUCGUGCGCAAUGCUCCUUCUCGCACGGAGAACCCUCAUCUUCCAAUAAUCAGCAACCGCGUCAAAGGCGAGAAGAAAGUGCAAUCCAAGAACACGCCAGAGUCAACUACAAUAAAUGGAAGAGGAUCAUUAAACGCGAGCCUGUUGUCAACGAUACUCACACGAUGAAAUUGUUGUGGACCGACGCUCUAGGAAUUUUGAAUGAUGAUGAUCGAGAAUGGAAACAAAUGCUGCCGAGAGAUCUUGAUAGCGAUGAGCUUCAUGGAGCCAAACAUAUUCUUGCGCUCCUGCAAAUGAAAUCAGGCGCAGGUGGGGCGAGAAUGUUCAUCGUUCUAGCUCAGCCGUUUCUAGAAGUGAUGGUUCACCAAGCAAUUCUAGACUGCCUGUCUAUUGAUACUUUUGUUGGACGACUAUACAAUCUCAUCAGUGGCAGUAAUGGGUCUCGAGCAAUACAGUUUUUCCAAUCCUUACUUUCAAACUUACUAGAGGCGCAUGACUUCUUUGUCAGUACAUCGACGCAGAAUAUCGAGCGAGUAUUAGUUGCGAUGGUCACUUGCCUCCGUGAGCUUCUUCGACGAGAGCAUCGUGCAUUAUUCAACGACAGCGUCGUAGACACUGUCAAUUCGAUUGAAAACUGUGUCGAAGUUAUUGGCAUUGAUAAAAAAACGGUAACUGCUACUGUUAUAGGAACUCGAAUGCAAGAGAUACGUGGAAUGAUCGCCCGAGCCAAGGGACUACUGGAUGAAGGGGAGGAGACACCUAUAAAUGGCGUUUCGACGUCCGUGGUGGUGUCAACUUAUCCACGCGAUAUCAUUAUGCCGUCGAAUAGGCAUGACAAUGAUAAGUUGGAUAUCACUGAAAUAGAGAUAGUGCCAACUGAGGAUGAGAUUCGUAGCGAUAGUCCUGAAUUUCUUCCUUCGACAGACCCCGAUCAGCCACAUUACAUUUCAGACCAAGCUGCGAGACUACUAGAUACCCAUUUCCGUCUCCUCCGACACGAUGUAUUUGGUGAAUUAAAGGCUGCUCUAGGAAGUUUGAUUGUGGCGGUUGAGGAUGAUCCUUCGAUUUUGGGACGUCACAAGCCCGAUUUGGGUAACGUGCGAGCCAAUCUUUACCACAAUGCUUGGGUCCAAUAUAUUACCUUUGAUGAUAGAAGAGAUUUGCAAGCCGAAAUAUCUUUUACUCCGCCAGCAGGGUUGAGAAAGAAAUCUGUAAAGGAUAGAUCCAAGUGGUGGGAUGAGUCCAAAAGACUUGAUGAAGGAAUUUUGUUGUGCAUGCUAUCUUACAGCCACUCGAAGUGUACCCCUCUAUUUCUUUUUGUCACUGAAAAACGGACAGAUCCCAAGAGCAAGUAUAAUCUAGUCUCUCAUGAUCACCAAGCAACAAUUAUUGCCAAGCUUGCCACGCAGAGGCAAAAGGAUUUGGAUACUUUAAUACGAUUGAGUACGGAAAAGACCGAGGCUGUUCUUAUCGAAAUACCCGGGGUCCUUCUCGCAACUGUUUCUCCAAUUCUUGAGAACCUUCAAAACAUGCAUAAGCUAGGUCGCUUACCUUUCCGCCAAUGGAUAUUACCAGAUCGCACUAGGAAUUCCCGAUCAAUCCUUGAUGUCCCACCGCCUCUGUAUGCUCGCAAACCUGGCUUCGCAUUUUCACUUAGCCCUAUUUUGAAGGAUGAAUCAUCAGGAGACCUACGAAUUGACCCUUCGACGUGCUCUGUAAAUGAUACAAAUCUCGUCGACAAGAUUGAGCUGCUGACCGAACUCGACCGUGGACAGUGUGAGGCUUUGCUAGCCGCACUAGUUCGCGAAUUUUGCCAAAUUCAAGGUCCGCCAGGCACAGGAAAAUCUUUCCUGGGUGUGAAACUGGUCAAGGUUUUAUUACACUGUAUGAAGAAACAACCUGGACCCAUCAUCAUUGUAUGCUACACAAAUCAUGCCUUAGAUCAAUUUUUGGAGCACUUGCUGGAAUCCGGUAUCGAGAAACUUAUCCGCAUAGGAGGUCAGAGUAAAUCCUCAAUUCUCGAAGGUAAAAAUCUUCGUGUUGUUUCCAAGGGCGAGAGUCAAACCAAGUCCGAACGUUAUCUGCUUGCAAAGGCCUACGAAAGUUUAGAGAUCAAAGCAAAAUUUAUAAAUUCAUCGUUAGCCAAGUUGUCGAAGACCAAAGAUCAGCCGGAUUAUAAAUCGAUGGAAGGAUAUAUUGCUAGGCAUUAUCCUCAUAUUCAUAGGCAGUUCAGUCGCUUUGAUGACGAAGGUUUUGAGCAGGUUGGCGGCGAACCCUUCGAUUUGUGGUUGAAGAAGAAAGGAAAACAAACCACAGAUUCUCAGGCUACAUAUACCGUCGAUCAGCUAUUGGCUACAGCGUCUCUCAAUAUUCAUGCACUCAGUAUUGCGAGCCGAUUCCGUUUGGUAGAUCAUUGGAAAAAUGCUAUACGCGAGACCAUUGUGGAUGAUCUCCAUGAAGCAGUGAGAAGCUCCGAGCUUGUGCGUCAGAAUAUUCAUAACAUCCACGAUGAUGUUGAUCGACGAGUUUUGCAAACUGCUCAGAUAAUUGGUGUCACAACUACUGGCUUGGCUAGGAAAAUUUCUACUUUACGACAUGUUAAUUCCAAGGUCAUAAUCUGCGAAGAAGCUGGAGAAGUUCUCGAAGCACAUCUACUAUCAACACUUUUACCAUCUGUGGAACAUGUAGUAUCGAUUGGAGACCACGAACAGCUCCGACCUCAGAUCAACAACUUCAAAGAUCUAUCUCUUGAAAGCAGAGCUGGAACCCUUUAUCAGCUUGAUCGAAGCCAAUUUGAGAGACUCUCUGUGGGUCAAAAUGGUAGAAGCAGAUUACCCGUUGCUCAAUUAAACAUUCAGCGCCGAAUGCGCCCCGAGAUAUCCAAACUUAUCAAUCGCAUAUAUCCCGAGCUUAUCGAUCACGGCAGCACUAAAGUUUAUCCUGAUGUUGUUGGAAUGCGCCAAAAUGUUUUUUGGCUCGAUCAUGAGAAGUUUCAGGACGAUGGUCUAAAUCAAGAGCAUAAGACCAUGUCUCACAGCAAUCAAUGGGAAGUCGAAAUGACCGCCGCACUUGUAAGGCAUAUUGUUCGCCAAGGAGAAUAUAGUAGUAGCGAUAUUGCUGUUUUAACCCCCUACAGUGGUCAACUACAAAAGCUACGUAACCAUAUGCGCAAGGAUUUUGAGAUCGUUCUAUCUGAUCGCGAUCAGGACACGCUCGUGAAAGACGGCUUCAUAGCUCCGGACUCGGAUCAUGAAGAGAAACUUGACCAAACUUCUGACAGGAAAGCCCUUCAAAAGAAGAAGUUGAGCGAAUUACUUCGGCAAGUCCUAAUCUCUACACAUAACUUUUACACAUAG
Messenger RNA from Sclerotinia sclerotiorum 1980 UF-70, 3540 nucleotides. RefSeq lists its product as hypothetical. Lineage: Eukaryota; Fungi; Ascomycota; Leotiomycetes; Helotiales; Sclerotiniaceae. Gene Ontology annotation, molecular function: metal ion binding; helicase activity. Gene Ontology annotation, cellular component: nuclear RNA-directed RNA polymerase complex. The record is from RefSeq and is a predicted model, not a curated record. The coding region runs from base 1 to 3540 and encodes 1179 amino acids. The transcript has 5 exons. Gene Ontology annotation, biological process: regulatory ncRNA-mediated heterochromatin formation.